AUGAAGUUACUAGUACCGUUGGCCCUGGUGGCCGCACUGGCCGUACUCAGUUGUACCGCCGAGGAGAAGAAGGAGCAAGACUACGGAACCGUCGUCGGAAUCGAUCUGGGAACGACCUACUCGUGUGUGGGAGUGUACAAGAACGGCCGCGUGGAAAUCAUCGCCAACGAUCAGGGUAACCGAAUCACGCCCUCGUACGUGGCAUUCACUGCCGAUGGCGAGCGUCUGAUCGGCGAUGCCGCCAAGAAUCAGCUGACCACCAAUCCGGAGAACACCGUCUUCGACGCCAAGCGUCUGAUCGGUCGUGAGUUCACUGACUCCACUGUCCAGCACGAUGCCAAGCUGCUUCCAUUCAAGGUGAUCGAGAAGAACUCCAAGCCACAUAUCAAGGUUUCGACCAGCCAGGGCGAUAAGGUGUUCGCCCCGGAGGAGAUUUCUGCCAUGGUGCUGGGCAAGAUGAAGGAAACCGCCGAAGCCUACCUGGGCAAGAAGGUCACCCACGCCGUCGUUACCGUUCCGGCCUACUUCAACGAUGCUCAGCGUCAGGCUACCAAGGAUGCCGGAGUGAUCGCCGGUUUGAACGUGAUGCGUAUCAUCAACGAGCCAACUGCCGCCGCUAUCGCCUACGGUUUGGACAAGAAGGACGGUGAGAAGAACGUUCUGGUGUUCGAUUUGGGAGGCGGUACCUUCGAUGUGUCCCUUUUGACCAUUGACAACGGUGUGUUCGAGGUCGUUGCUACCAACGGUGACACUCACUUGGGAGGUGAAGAUUUCGAUCAGCGCGUGAUGGAUCACUUCAUCAAGCUGUACAAGAAGAAGAAGGGUAAGGACAUCCGCAAGGACAACCGCGCUGUGCAGAAACUGCGUCGUGAAGUCGAGAAGGCCAAGCGCGCUCUGUCGUCCAGCCACCAGGUCCGCAUUGAAAUCGAAUCGUUCUACGAGGGUGAUGACUUCAGCGAAACUCUGACCCGUGCUAAGUUCGAGGAAUUGAACAUGGAUCUGUUCCGUUCGACCAUGAAGCCAGUCCAGAAGGUCUUGGAAGAUGCCGAUAUGAACAAGAAGGAUGUCGAUGAAAUUGUCUUGGUCGGAGGAUCCACUCGUAUCCCCAAGGUUCAGCAACUGGUCAAGGAAUUCUUCAACGGAAAGGAACCAUCCCGUGGUAUUAACCCCGAUGAAGCCGUCGCUUAUGGUGCCGCUGUUCAGGCUGGUGUCCUCUCCGGAGAACAAGACACGGAAGCCAUCGUCCUGCUCGACGUCAACCCACUGACUAUGGGUAUCGAAACCGUCGGAGGAGUCAUGACUAAGCUGAUCCCGCGUAACACCGUCAUCCCAACCAAGAAGUCCCAGAUCUUCUCCACUGCUUCCGAUAACCAGCACACCGUCACCAUCCAGGUCUACGAAGGUGAACGUCCCAUGACCAAGGACAACCACUUGCUCGGAAAGUUCGAUCUGACCGGAAUCCCACCUGCACCACGAGGCAUCCCACAGAUUGAAGUGUCGUUCGAAAUUGAUGCCAACGGUAUCCUGCAGGUGUCGGCCGAAGACAAGGGAACCGGAAACCGCGAAAAGAUUGUCAUCACUAACGACCAAAACCGUCUGACCCCAGAGGACAUCGAACGCAUGAUCAAGGACGCCGAACGAUUCGCCGACGACGAUAAGAAGCUGAAGGAACGCGUCGAAGCCCGCAACGAACUCGAGAGCUAUGCCUACAGCUUGAAGAACCAGCUCGGAGACAAGGACAAGUUGGGCGCCAAGGUGGCCGAUGAUGACAAGGCCAAGAUGGAGGAAGCCAUCGACGAGAAGAUCAAGUGGCUGGACGAAAACCAGGACGCCGACUCCGAAGACUACAAGAAGCAGAAGAAGGAGCUGGAAGAUGUCGUGCAGCCAAUCAUUGCCAAGCUGUACGCCAGCACUGGCGGUUCUCCUCCACCAACUGCCGGCGAAGACGACGAUCUCAAGGAUGAACUGUAAAUUCUUGUUUGUUAGUCUAGCGUAAUUUCCAUUUUCCGCCGGUCCCUGGUCGGUCUAGUGUUAGGGCCCCUUCCACACAUCGAUCCAGCCUGGCCAGAGCCAGAGUCGCAGAGGGACUCCCAGUUCAUUACUAGCCGUUUAGAGAUCAAGUAGAGGAGGAAAAGAGUUCCCCCCACAGUAGAAGAGCGUGUGUGCGAGCGAGAUAAUUACGAGUUCGAGUGUACUAGGAGCGCGUUAGGCGUGUUCUCAUCUCAUUUUUCAGAUGAGGCAGAAGAAAAUUAACAAAAAACAAAACCCACAAAGUUUAGUUUAGAAACUUGCGUGAAUACACUUACGAGAGAGGCGAGAAGGGCGUGCGAUGCGUCUUUAUUUAUUGUUUAAUUUGUUUUCGUAAAUCGCGUUUAUUUUGCCUUUUGAUAGGGUAGUCCGAGAAAGAAAAGACACUUUGUUCCUUCAUCCUCCCCUUUCGUUAUCAUAAACAGCGCAAGUAUUGCGGCCAUGGUAACGAGUACUCUUUAUCUCCUUCCUUUCAUUCCCAGUUUAUCUAUUACCUAUUAUCCCAUGUUAGGUUCUUUUCCUUUCUCAACCAUCGACUGAUUGUAUGUAAGUGUGUGCGUGAUUAGAGUUUCAAGACAUCCAAGUUAAAGUAAAAGCAACAAAUUCUACUAGGAAACUUAAACCAUUCAAAGCAAGAAUGAUGAUGAAACAAAUGCAGAUUAACAAGAGAAUGCUGUCUGUAAGAGAAAGAAUUCAAAUAAAAGUUUUAUAAUUAAAUUAAAA
This is a messenger RNA of Aedes albopictus (Asian tiger mosquito), 2751 nucleotides long. RefSeq names its product endoplasmic reticulum chaperone BiP. Gene Ontology annotation, biological process: endoplasmic reticulum unfolded protein response. Lineage: Eukaryota; Metazoa; Arthropoda; Insecta; Diptera; Culicidae. Gene Ontology annotation, molecular function: ATP binding; ATP-dependent protein folding chaperone. The transcript has a single exon. The coding region runs from base 1 to 1971 and encodes 656 amino acids. Gene Ontology annotation, cellular component: cytoplasm; membrane; nucleus. The record is from RefSeq and is a predicted model, not a curated record.